AUGGGGCAGGCAGCCCCAAUCCUCCUGGCCCUGCUGAGCCUAACAGCGACUAUUUGUGAUGCCCAGAACACCUGCCCAGAUUCAACUGUCUUUGUUUCCUCAGAGGUGAGAAUAGUGGGACUGGGUGAUGCUGACCGGCUCGCCAUUCUCCAAGGAUGCCCAGGGAUCCCAGGUGCCUCUGGCCCAAAAGGAGAACCAGGUCUCCAAGGAGAAAAAGGAGAAAUGGGAGCCCAGGGACUCCCCGGGAAAGCAGGACCAUCUGGUGCAAAAGGAGCAGCUGGAGAGCCUGGCUUCCCAGGGCUGAAAGGAAUGAAAGGAGAGCCUGGAUUUCCAGAAACAUUGGAAGCCAGGAACUGCCAAGAGCUGUUGGGUAAAGGGAAGAUCCUAAGCGGCUGGUACACCAUCUACCCCCAGGGCUGCAAUGCCACCACCGUCUUCUGUGACAUGGACACGGAUGGCGGAGGAUGGAUUGGCUGAGGCUCUCCUUUCCUGCAGGUUUUCCAGAGGCGCUGGGAUGGGUCAGUGAACUUCUUGCGAGAUUGGGAUUCAUACAAACGAGGUUUUGGCAACCAGCUGACAGAGUUCUGGCUGGGGAAUGACAACAUCCACUUCCUCACCUCGCUGGGACCCUGUGAACUCCGCAUUGACCUGAGAGACUUUGAAAACAACUACUAUUUUGCCAAGUAUGCUUCAUUCAGAGUUUUAGGAGAGUCUGAGAAAUACAAACUGGUUCUAGGAGACUUCCUUGGUGGAAAUGCUGGAGACUCCUUAUCAUACCACAAGGACAUGCCAUUUUCAACAACAGACCAGGACAACGACAUGAGCUCCUUUAACUGUGCCGCAGAAUACAAGGGAGCGUGGUGGUACAAUGACUGCCAUUACUCCAACCUGAACGGGAUGUACUGGCUGGGGGUUCACGGGAGCUAUGCUGAUGGCAUAAACUGGAAGACAGGCAAAGAAUACCAUUACUCCCAUAAGCGAACGGAAAUGAAAUUCCGGCCAAUUUAA
Messenger RNA from Gavia stellata (red-throated loon), 1008 nucleotides. RefSeq names its product ficolin-1-like. The record is from RefSeq and is a predicted model, not a curated record. The transcript has 10 exons. NCBI's taxonomy places the organism in Eukaryota, Metazoa, Chordata, Aves, Gaviiformes, Gaviidae.